Molecule: messenger RNA, 942 nt
Organism: Dendrobium catenatum
Lineage: Eukaryota; Viridiplantae; Streptophyta; Magnoliopsida; Asparagales; Orchidaceae
Exons: 1
Coding region: 100-720 (206 amino acids)
Source: RefSeq, a predicted model, not a curated record
AUCCAUUCGUCUUCGACCUUGAAAAUUAGCAAAACUCAUAAUACAAUUUCGCCCUUAGCCUUUCCAAACCAAACCCCCCACCACCUUCCUUCUUCCUCCAUGGAAGAAAAACCAAAGCGUCAAGAAAACAAAACGCCGAGAAAAAAAGACGCCACCUUUAAACUGAGCUCCGCCGUCAAAGGCCUCCGCUUUGGCGGCCAAUUCAUCACCAAAUCCUUCACCGUCCGCCGCGCCACCACGCCGGAACUCCUCAAACUCCUCAACUACCCUUCCCCUUCCUCCUCCUUCCCUUCCACCAUCGCUUAUCUCCCAACAACCUUCACCAUCCUCGCCCACGAAGCUUACCAUACCCUUACACUUGGCCUCGGCACUCGCCGCUCCAAAGCUCUCCUCUUUAUCUUCGAUUCCGAAUCCCUCUGCUCAGCCGUCGAACGCUCCUGGACUCCGGUCAUCCCCCUCGGCGACGUCAACCGCCGCUUUCUCCGAGAGCUCGCUGGCUGCGAGAUGGCGCGAUUCAAGUUCAGAAAGGGAUGCCUUACCUUCUACCUUUACGCCGUGCGGCGGCGAGGGUCCCCCGGAUUUGACCGCGCCGAUGAUCUCAGGGCGCUGGUUGAGUCUGUCGCAGCGUUGAAUGAUUUCUUGGAUUAUACAGCCAUGCUCGCCAUGCCGAGCCAGAGGAGCCUUGGGGACUCGCCGCAGCUGGUGGCUGCGGUUAACUGAUUUGUCAAAAAUCUUUCACCGUUAGCUUAAAGUUGGAAUUUUUAUGAUAUUUAUCUUCUGUUUCUUUGAUUUUUGUUGUUUCACUGAGAUUUGAGGUUUCAGAUCUUCUCUGCAGCUCAUUUUGAGGAAGAUGAAGUGAUUGACGCCUUGACGCUGUAUUGCUUUUUUUAGAAAGUAACUUCGGAAAUAAAAAUUUUAUAGGAAAUUAAGAAUGUUUUGAUA